AUGUCACAACCAGAAGCAUCGACAUCGCAACAACCAAUGACAAACGGUCAGAUCACGGAAGAUGAGGCAUCGUUGUAUGAUCGUCAGAUUCGAUUAUGGGGCUUGGAAGCACAAAACAGAAUGCGAUCUUCAACAGUACUUGUCCUUUCCUUGAGAGGAGUAGCUCAUGAAACCAUCAAAAAUCUAGUUUUAGCUGGAAUAGGAAGAUUGAUCGUAGCAGAUGAUAGUGCAGUCUCUGAAGAGGAUUUAGGGACAGGGUUCCUCUUUAGGGAAGAAGAUGGAGCUGUCGGCCAGAAUAGAACGAAAGCUGCUUUACCACAGAUAUCAAGCUUGAAUCCACUUGUCUCACUGACUGCUUUUGAAACGCUACAACCUUUUGUUGGUGGAUCAGAAGGUGAAAUUGUGGAUAUAUUGAAGAAGGAAAAAGUAGAUGUUAUAGUAGCUUGCGAUUUACCACGAUCACAACUGGAAAUCAUAGAUGAAGCUUCUCGAAAAGCAGGUUCUAUGUUUUAUGGCGCUGGAACAUAUGGUUUCUUUGGAUAUGUGUUCGCAGAUUUAGGGGAAAGCUACGAAUAUGUCUACAACCCAAAACCUACACCUGAAAAUCCGUCACCUGGAUUAGCGAAGAAAUCCCUUUCCUAUCCUUCUUUCGCUAAAGCACUCUCAUCAGAUCAUUGGGACAAUCCUGCUUCACAAGCUGAACAAGGCGGAAGUCCGUAUAGAGGACUAACGAAGAAUGAAAGCAAGAAUGCUGCUCCAGGUGUCGUUUUAGGUUUAUUAGCUUUAUGGGAGUAUGAGAAGACAAAAUCAAUGUUACCGAGUGGAGGUGAAGGUCAGAUAGCUGAAAUGAUCGCGAGCGCCGAGAAGCUCAAAGAUGAUCUGGGCGUAAAUGUCAAAGCUAUACCGACAGUGGAUGUUGAUAUGAUACAACAUCUCGCGUCUCACGCAACCCACUUCUUCCCACCUACGCUGGCCGUCCUGGGUGGUUUACUCGCUCAGGACGUGCUCAGAGCUCUAAGUAGGAAAGAUCGACCGAUCGUCAAUCUCUUAACGGUGGACACGAUGGGAGGAGUGGGUGUAGUAGGACGGUGGGCAAUGGGCGAAGGUGCUGAUGUGUAA
Molecule: messenger RNA, 1119 nt
Organism: Kwoniella shivajii
Lineage: Eukaryota; Fungi; Basidiomycota; Tremellomycetes; Tremellales; Cryptococcaceae
Exons: 8
Coding region: 1-1119 (372 amino acids)
Biological process (GO): protein sumoylation
Cellular component (GO): SUMO activating enzyme complex; cytoplasm
Molecular function (GO): SUMO activating enzyme activity
Source: RefSeq, a predicted model, not a curated record